This is a messenger RNA of Phlebotomus argentipes, 542 nucleotides long. RefSeq names its product protein POLR1D-like. The record is from RefSeq and is a predicted model, not a curated record. Bases 102 to 518 code for a protein of 138 amino acids. Lineage: Eukaryota; Metazoa; Arthropoda; Insecta; Diptera; Psychodidae. The transcript is spliced from 2 exons.
UUUCGACGAGCGCCACUGCUAGAAUCGAAUAGGAAGCCUAGAAUGUAGACAAAGUGUUUAUUUUUGUGUCUGGCUGGUGAAAAAUCCAAGAUUUUGCUAGGAUGUCUGACUUUCGGGAUCACAAAAUGUUCCAAAAGAAGAGAAAAUUGACUGACGAAGAGCUUAGAAAGCUCGCUAUUGAAGAGUUGAACCUUGAGCUGGUGAAGGCGUCAGCAAGAGCGGAAAUUAUAGGAGCUUCUGGGUGGAAACCGUGUCCGCUGAAGAAGACCAACAAGAGAUUUCUUCAAUCCACCCUAAAGUCCGCCGUCCGCCACAACGACAGGGAGAGGGAGAAAAGUCUGAGAGCCAGUUCGGAUAAAUUGAGUCGCCUGGAGAGGAGACAGAAACAAACCCACCGCGAAGGAUCAUCCAGGGAAAAAACCACAAGAAAGUCCGGCAAGUUUGGUGAGCGGAAGCAUGAGUUCCGGAAGCCUGAUAAGAAGGAGAAAGAGUCCCCGGAGAAAAUAAAGGGCGGAUAAGCGUAAAAGGCAGUUGCUUUAUUA